AUGUCGCGAUGUGACAUAUUUUAUACCUUGUGCGUUCUAUUAGCGCUAACUGUGACGCUUAUAUCCUGCGAUUGUCCUGACGAGCGCAAAGAACAAGAUCACGAUGAAAGUAGGCUAAAUAACGAUUUACUUUGCGCAUAUAACUACGAUUCAAGACCUGUCAAGGACCAUAAAAGUUCAAUAGAAGUGUCCGUUCGUCUUGCUCUAAAAUACAUUAGCUUUGACUCUUUAGAGGAAACGUUUACCGUCCACAGCUGGGUGGGAAUGAUGUGGCAAGAUGAGUUUUUAACGUGGAUCCCUUCUGACUACGGCAACAUUGAAAAAGCGCAGUUGGAGAGCCACCGAAUUUGGACACCAAGAAUGGCAUUGUACAACGCAGACCCUACUACGUAUCCAUCGGACCAGAUUUACACGACAUGUUUGGUUACGCACGAGGGUGUCGUUACUUGUGUGCCUCAUAUAGCACACUCAGGCAUUUGCCGCACAACGCUACGAAAAUGGCCGUAUGACAUGCAAAAUUGUACGCUGUACUUUGGUUCGUGGAUGAAUACAGGUGAACAGGUCAAUUAUACCUUUUACAAACAAAGAUCGAUCAUCCGCGACGACUUUCAAGAUGGACCAGGUUGGAAACUCUUGGACGUUAUACCCGAACGUUUGCCAGGCAAAUAUAGUUGUUGUCCUAAUAAUACGUAUCCAAUGUUAAAAUAUACAUUUAUGCUAAAGAGAAUAGCCGCAGGACCGGCAGCAAUGGUUGUUGUGCCUUCGGUAGUCAUCGUGAUGCUUACAUUGAUUUCUUUGGUAUUGGAUGUCAGAGAUAAUAUACGUUUAGUAUUAAUUUGCUUCAGUUUAUACGGACAUUUUACCUUCCUCACCGAAAUCGGUUAUCAAAUUCCUAAACACAGUGCAGAUACUCCGAUAAUACUUCUGUUUCUUCGAGAUUCCAUGAUUGUUACGGUUGUCGGAAUUUUCGAAACUUUACUAUUGAUGUAUUUAAGACGACAGGUUACAACAGCGCCGGGGUGGAUUAUAUCAUUGAACAGGUUGGUUAAAAGCGGUCCCGCUAAAUAUGUAGUGUUUACAGAAUUCGACCAGAGCGAGCUCGGCGAUACUAAAAACUUGACGGAGGAUAAUACUAACGUAGGUGAAGAGAAAGCGAGUGCUCGCGUUGACUGGAUCCAGUUUGCAAAUCUGCUCAACAGCGCUCUGUUUAUCGUGGCAGUAGUGGUGUAUUUUGUUUUAAUUUGCGUCUACAUACCUUACGAUAAAUGA
Arctia plantaginis is the source of this 1269-nucleotide messenger RNA. NCBI's taxonomy places the organism in Eukaryota, Metazoa, Arthropoda, Insecta, Lepidoptera, Erebidae. The record is from the annotation of a GenBank genome assembly.